CCAGUUAUGAUAUGGCGCAGCAGAAGGAGAAGAGGAGAGAUCGGAGUGUGUCAUUGAAACUUCAAAAUAGUCGUUUUAAUCGUCACUCUUCUGUUCCUGGCCCGCAAAAAUUUUAAUAUCUAUUUUCUCGGCAAAAAAGACAAAAAAACGACAACGAAUAGCAUUUUUACAAAAAACGUUCACAUUCAAUAAUUUUCAGAAACGAAAGUCAAGCAGUUCAUCAGAAAGUUUAAUAGUUUUGACACACAGUGUAUGAUCGAGCAGAAAUACGUGACAUCCAGUUUGUGUGUGUGCGCGUACUUUUGUAGCGAGGAUAAUUGCUUGUUGAUUAUUGAUACGUCUCCAUCGAUUGAAAAGGAAGGACGAGAAAAAUGGUUCAACAAUAUCAGUCCCCUGUCCGAGUAUACAAACAUCCUUUUGCUCUUGUUAUGUUGGCCUAUGAGAGACGAUUUCCAACUUGUCCCCAAAUACCAGUAUUCGUCGGUUGCGAAGUCACCCUCGAUGAAGAAAGCCAGGAUGGCUCCAUACGCACUACUGAAAGAAGAUGCAAGCUUAAUGUCGAUGCCCCUUACAUUCUCAAAAAGAUCAUCGGUGUGGAUUAUGUCUACUUUAUACAGAGAAAUGUACUCGACAGAAAAAAAAGUAUACUAGAGAUUGAAGCUCGCAAUGAGAGUUUUGCAACUCGAGUGACCGUACUUGAGAAAUGUAGAUAUUUCAUUCAUCCGGAGAAUCCUAACUGGACAUGCUUUGAGCAAACUGCCAGUCUAGACAUCAAAAAUUUCUUUGGAUUUGAAAAUUCCAUGGAAAAAUUGUCUAUGAAACAAUAUGCUCAGAAUAUUGCAAAGGGAAAAGAGAUAGUUGAAUAUUUCAUAAAUCAAUUGAAAGAAGAGGGUAUAACGUAUGUAGAACCAUGGAAAGACCCAUCGAAAGAGAAAAAAUUGGAAAUCCAACAAGCUCCUGUUAAAACCGACAAUGGUAAAACUAUGCCAGAAACUGGAGAAGAGGGGACGGAAAAAGAAAACGAGGAAUCGAGUCUCGAGCAAAGUUCAGAGGUCAAAGCGAUGGGAGGUGCAGAGAGUAAAUUACCGAGCAGUAGAGACAUCCAACUAUCGUCGGAUUACAUUGAACGUUACCUGGGCAAACUGGACAUGAUGCAAGAAAGUAAAUUACUUCAAUUACGUCAUAGUAUACAAGAAUUGCGGGGAAGUUCGGUUCCCGGAGACGCGACACUUUUACGAUUUUUACGAGCCCGUGAGUUUGUCGUUGAGAAAGCUCGCGACAUGUUGACGCAAUCUUUGCAUUGGCGGAAAAAACAUCAAAUUGACAAAUUGUUGGAAGAGUACGAGACGCCCAAAGUCGUGAAAGAUUAUUUCCCUGGUGGAUGGCAUCAUUGUGAUAGAGAUGGACGUCCUCUUUAUAUUUUACGCCUAGGACAAAUGGACGUCAAGGGACUUUUGAAGUCAAUAGGCGAAGACGAGUUGUUAUUGCUGUCUCUGCAUAUUUGCGAAGAGGGAUUACUUCUAAUGGAAGAAGCAACCACAGUGACUGGUCAUCCUAUUUCUCAAUGGACUCUUCUUAUCGAUUUAGAGGGACUGAAUAUGCGUCAUUUAUGGCGACCAGGUAUUAAGGCUCUUUUGCGGAUAAUUGAAAUCGUUGAAUCCAACUAUCCCGAAACAAUGGGAAGAGUAUUAAUUAUUCGCGCUCCGAGAUGCUUUCCUAUACUUUGGACUUUAAUUAGCACUUUCAUACAUGAAAAUACGAGAAACAAAUUUAUAUUUUACUGCGGUAGUGAUUAUCAAGAAGGUAACCCUGGCGGCCUCACGGAUUACAUAGAUCCGGAACUGAUUCCGGAUUUCUUGGGAGGUCCAUCGGAGACUUGCGUGGUCGAGGGUGGAGUGAUUCCGAAGAGUUUAUACAGGCUUGAUUUGGAUGGUCCAUCGAGCGAACAUGAACACAGUUUGUACAACUCCAUCAGUCUCGGGCGUGGUCAGAUUCACCACGUGGCUAUAAAUACGAACGAUCCUGGUGCUGUUCUCACUUGGGAUUUCGACGUUAUGAGACACAACGUAAUAUUCACUGUUCUCCACGAGACUAAACAGGAUAUUGACGAAGUUACAGCAGCCGCGAUCCUCGAGCAAUCUUCUGGCUGUCAAGAACCAAGUUCACCAGUUCUCAAAGAAUGGAAAGAUGGUGUCGAUUGUGUCAAAGUCGAGCCAAGCAUUUUGUGCCACGAUGGAGAAAGUAUUCAGGGAACUCACAUUAUACAAGAAGCAGGAACUUACAUUCUUCAGUGGCAAAACGCUGACGAAGGAGAAUUUUUACCGUCCAUCAGCUCCCAUAAAGCCCAACUCAUGUACUUCUAUGAAGUAUUACCAUCCGUUCAUUACAGAGGCUCGAUGAUGAGUUUGCAAUCAGCCGUAAGUGGACGAUCGGUCGCAAGCUCUUCUCUAUCCAGAUGAGAGGUACACACUGCCAAGAACCGCGAAGAGGACGAAGGAGACAGCGGGAACGGCAACAAACAAAAAAGUAUGAGUAUCGAGACAGGGCCUAAUGAUGAAUAAUUAUUUGUAUAGGUGCGAGCUAGGAACAAAUUUUUUCCUUUCUUUCGUGACGAAGAAACCAACUUUUCACCAUUCCGACAGAAUAAAUUCAACAAACGGCCUUGUCUUAUAAAUUUACGUCCAUGUCGAUUGAUUGAAGAAAAAACAAAAGAAACGAAUUUUUUUUGUCGUGUUAUAAAAAUGGGUACGAUUCGAAUGAAAAAGAAAAAUUUCGAACGAUAGUAACUCGAUCGCGAGAUAUCAGUACCUUGAACUAAAUUUAACUCAAUAAAGGGUUUCUAUAUUAAUUUAAUAGCAAUCACGUAAUAACUAUUAAAAGGAAUCCUAACUCUUUUAACGAAUGACAAACUUAAUUUUUUCCUUUUUUAACAGUUCUGGAAAAUCAGGCAUAGUUAUUCAAGCAAACUGUAAAAAUAUAAGUCACAAAUGAAAUCUGACAAAUUCAUUCGAAUCAUUAUAAAUUCGAAAUAGCGAAUUGUAAUAUUAAUUGAAUUCCAAAGUAUUUAUAUAUAUAUAUAUUUUUUUUUUUAAGAAAAUAUUAUUUAACCAUUUUUCUUUCGAACUCCGCCUACGUCCAGUAAUUUCAUAUCUGAGCGGAAUUCACUGGGUGUCGAAGGCGCCAAGAAUAAUACGAAUAAACCGCCAAAAUAUUGCCUAAUUCAUAGAAGAAAAGAGAGUAUGACGGGGAAAAAUGAAUUGUUGCUCGUUAUAUCUCAGAUUUAUGCGGUGUUAAAAGGCACAGCGCUGUUGCGAGUUUGAACAAACUAUUUUCAUACUUAAGGAAUGGAUAGACGGAGGAGAAGCAAGAAAAAAACAGUCAAUGAAAAAUUUAUAAACAUUAUGAUCCUAUUGUCCACUCAACUUUAUCAGCGAUUUUCUACAUCGAAUACCAAGUUAUGAAUUUUAAAAACCGAAACUAUUUUUCACCCACGACCUGAAGAAUGAUAAAAAUUUCAUCCCAAGAUUUUUUGUCGUCAAUUAUAAUGAAAAUUCAUCGAAGUUAAAUUUAUCUCCAAAAUUGUCGCGUCAAUUUUAUAAUAAAAGAAAGAAGAAAGUAAAAAUAUCAUCGAUUCAAUCACUGUUGAAGGAAUAACACAAAUGUUAUAAAAAAUCUAUCGAUUGCGUACAUUCAUAAAAAAUAAAAACAAAUAUCAAUGCUAUCAAUUUAAUGCAGUCCACGGGAAUUAAUAAAACGUAUCAAUAGCACUGAUUGAAUCGAUUUUAUUGAAUUACUGAAGAGUUUAUCGAGUUGUCUCGAAGUAAUAUAAACUUGUAACAAAAAUAUCAAAAAAAAAAAAAUACUAGCUAAACGACGUAGCAAAUGGUUAAUUAAUUCCAAAAGUGUAGCUCUCUUUAGACAAGUAGUGAUAUGGGUGUGGUAAGAAAAUUUUUAGGUGUAAACAACAAAUAUUAUCAAGAAAGGCAUCGAAGAAAAUUUAUCAGUAUAAUCAUUGAAUAUCUCUACUGAUAUUUUCGCGGACCCAGUUAGUUGAUUACCUUCUUUGCCCUCAAUUUAUAUUUUAUUUAAUAUAUUAUUGUACUACGGAAAUAUUAUUAUCUAGUAAUCAUGGUAGCAGAGUGAAUUAGCGCAAUUUUUUUGCCUGUUUAGGCUAAUUAUUAUUAUUGUUGUAAGUAUUUAUUGACCUACGAAUAGGCCUGGUAUCCAAACUUCAUUUUUAAAUCCCGUAGACCCCCAUUUUAUAUAAUUCAUGGAAAAGAAAAACAAAAUUAAUCGCGUUAGGGUCUGAAAUUAUAAAGAAUUAUACUACAAAGAAAGACUAAAAAUUGACGCAUUUUUGUUUCUUACAUUCCAUGUGCAUCCACCGUUGCAAUCAUUCUGACUAAUAAUCAAUUUCCAAAAAAUAAUUGCAUUUUCAAACGGAAAUGAAGAAUUAUUUCUUCUGGUACAAUUUUUUUUCAUCCGAUGAAUUAGAUUAUUUCGAAAUUAGUGUGGGUGAUGUAAAAUAGAAAUAAUAAAAUUUAUGUUUUCGAUUUUCAAAUGUUUCGGGAUUCCCCCAAUUGACCCGUUAUAUUGUUAGAAUAUUUUGAGAACAACUUUUUUGUAUUGAUAAUACUGAAAAACAGCAGAAGUAUCAAUUAUUUUUGAAACUUAUUAUUUUCAAGUGGAGUUGGAAUGAAAUUUUUUUUGGAAAUUUGGUCAACAUAAUGAAUAAGGAUUCGACUGUCGUUUUUUAAAUUUUCCGGGUCAACGUUUCCACGAUAUUGUAAAAUAUAUAACUACAAACACACUGACAAUACUGUGAAAAUAAUUCACAAAUUUCAGCUAUAUUGUAAAAAAAAUUUGGAAAAAAGUAUGGUAAAAAAACAGAUAGUGCAAAUCGUAAAUUCAUGUCCAAUAUUUUUUUGUUAAUUCCGAAAUUUAAGAUAGCUCAAUUUAUUUCUUAAAAAUAUUUGAUUCAGAAUAAUUUCAGGAAUUCGUUAAAUAGUAAAAAAAAUUGAAGAAAAGAAAUUAGCCUGUUACUUCGUAUUAGGUCCGAGACUGUGCAUUAGGAAUUGUAUAUGUUUAGAAAAGAAUCUUUUAUCAUAGAAAUUUAGCUUGUAUUUAAGAUCAUUGGAAGACAAAAAAAAUCUACGAAGAAUCUAGUUUGUAAUAGGUGAACCCUGUUUCUUCUUUGUCCAGUAAGAUUCCCGGUUUUCUAAUUUUAAAAAAGCGAGCUCAUUAGAAUUUCCGUUUUAGCAUAACGCAUUGCUGUUAGAAACAAACACGAGGUGGCAGAGAAACAAUAAAAACCAAGAAUGAAACUUUCAA
Molecule: messenger RNA, 5331 nt
Organism: Venturia canescens
Lineage: Eukaryota; Metazoa; Arthropoda; Insecta; Hymenoptera; Ichneumonidae
Gene: retm
Product: real-time
Exons: 15
Coding region: 372-2459 (695 amino acids)
Cellular component (GO): cytoplasm
Source: RefSeq, a predicted model, not a curated record